AUGAUUUUAGCAUUUUUCUUUUUAUUUACUUCCUCUUCUUUAUUAAAAGAUAGGCAAGUAAAUGUUACUCUUGAUGGUUCUUGGCCAGAUACUCCAAUUCUUGCCGAAGCUGCAGCAUUUAUUGCUGAUGCAAACGGAGAAGCGUAUUGGACUUUCAUUAAUGGCCUCCAGAAAGUUGAAAAAUACCCAGAAACCAUCGAAGAAAUCAAAAAUUAUGCUUUAAACUUUUUAACAGAAGAACUUCGAGCAUUACUUGAAUUAUCUUUGCUCACAAGAGCUUAUAGUCCAAGAAUCGAGAUGUUUCGUGAAAUACUCCGAAAUCAUACUAAAGAUAUGAACAAAUUAGCCGCUUUUUACGCUGAUAAAUUAUAUUAUACUCAAGAAGAUCUCAAAAAUGCAAUUGAAGAAUCUCCAAAAAGUCGUCCUUUAGUCUACUCAUACGAACCACGUAAUGGAAACUUACGUGACACAAUUAUUUUGUAUUCUCUGAUCAAUGAUUCAGCAUUAUUCAGUUGGAUACAGUUUCUCGAAGAUCAGGAAGAAAGCGUCAGCUUUAUUUACCGUCCAGUAGGCGAAUUUACCACUACUCCAGUUAAAUUCCGCGGAUAUGGAUUCGAAAUGCGUCCUUUCAACUAUACAAUGACAUAUUCUAAGGAGUCAGACGAAAACAUUAUCCAUGGUGAAGAGACGCCAGACACAGAGCUCUUCAUUAACAAGAAAAUUGUUCCUGGACCAAAUGUUCCUAAAGCAAUGGACUUGGCAACCCAAUUAAUACAAUUCGUUAAGACUACUGAUGAUCCUUUCAAGUCGUUACUUGAAGUUUGCGAGAAUUUCCCGUUAUAUGCUGAUAAUAUCUCAAGAAUUCCAGCCGCAAAAUCACUUCGCGACAAGAUUUUCGACAGAUUAGAGAACAUUAUAUCAGGUGCUUCUGCAAUUUACGUAAAUAACCGCGUAGUUCUCAAUCCAGACGUAUAUCAUAUUUUACAAGCGUCACUUGAUGAACUUAGAAUAGCACAGAUGUUACGAGAAUACUUUACUUUGACUCCUGAAGCCCAUAACAAGAGUCUUUCCUUGAUACAACGCACUCGACCGCCAAAAAGAGUAAUUGUCGACUACCAAAGUGACUUUAUCUUCAAUUUAAACGAUAUUGAGACAGGUAAGAUCUACGAGAACUGGACAACGGACCUUUCCAGCCUCAGAACGACCAAUCCCCAGAAUAUUAAGCGAAACAUCUUCAACGCCGUCUUCUUUAUUGACCCGUUGAACCCAUACGACAUGAAAACAUUGAAAUUCAUGGACAACCAGACCCGUCUUCGCGCUCCAAUCCGCUGGGGAUACUUUGUUCAGCCGAGAUCAACAAAUAAGUUGUCAAAAAGAGUCAUGAACGCAUGGUCACAUAUCAGACUACGCCAUGGAUUCAGACAAGCCCAUCAAUUCCUUCUCGACGCCGCUAAAGAAAUGGUAGAUGAAGAAGAUGAACCAAGAAUUGCACAUUUCAAUGCCGCUUUAGCCAAAAUGGGCAAGAAGAAGACACUUACUGACUUCGAUAAGUUCGAUGCGCAGAGUAGAGAGAAGAAAUACCUGAAAAAGAUGAAGAAUUUCCAAGAAAGACUCGGUAUCCAUGAACAAGGCUGUUUAUUCAAUGGCAGAUUCUAUCCAGGAGAAAGCCAAGAAGAAAACAUCGUCCAGUUCAUGCGAGAUUCUCUAAAAAGACUCCGUAAAAAGAUGGCAGAAAAAAUUCUGAAAAAUUCAUCGAUAGAAACCGUUUCAGGAAUUUUGACAGGUGAUGAUGUUUUCAACAGGUACAAUCCAUUGAUACAACACACCGACAAAUCGCCAUGCGAGUUCAUUCCUUUGAUCAGCCAAUCCUUCUAUUUCCAGCGAGAAUUCAUGGAAUGGUCGAAGAAAAUCAGAUACAACCAAGAACCACAAAAAGUGAAGUUCAAUACGAUAUGGGUUUUCGUUGGCGAAGAAUUGACAGGAAGUUUAGAAUCCAAGCACAUUGCAUUCCAAACAGAGGAAUGGCUGAAACAAGGAAUCCCUCAGAACACGAGAUUGGCAUUUUUCUCUGAAACAACAACAUCAAACAUUAUAAGGAAUUCUAUGCCUCCUCCUUUUGUCCAAGAUCUUUUGAAGUUGCAGCCUGAUGAAGUAACAGUUGUAAUGAAUGGAAGAGUGUUGAGAAUGAAAUCGAGAAUGAUCUUUAAUUGGCAUCUCGAAGACUUCAAUGUUUUGAUCAAAUGGGAAUAUCAUUAUUCUGUUUCGAUGAUACAAAGUUAUUUCAGUGAAGAUGUUGCUUUGAACUACGAAAUGCUUGGAAAUCAAGUGGAUGAUGUAAACACUGAAUUCCAUUCACAACUUGCCUUUUAUUUCUCUUUGAUUUACGGUAUGGCAAGUCACACAAGAAUCUCAAGAUAUCCAUCAGAUAACAGAGUUUUCAAACCAUCAAAUCCUGCAGUUAUGAACUAUGAUAACCCUGAUUCUUUCGUUCAUUACGCCAUCAUGUUAAACCCCUUCGAAUUGCCUUUCCAAGCCAUUGCUCCCAUUGUCCAAUUUCUCAGGAAUUCAAAGGCUUUCGAUGUGAAAAUCAUGAUCAACUUCCCAACGAAAGACAUCGACCAAUUCCCUCCUAAUUUAAGAGCUUAUCAUAGAUUCCUUUUAUACGAUGAUUCAAUACAAUUCGACAGAUUUGAAUCGCAAACUGUUUAUUCAUUGAUGCCACAUCCUCCUUAUAAUUGGAUGGUUGAACCUGUUUCAGCUCCUUUCGAUUUAGAUAACUUUAGACCGAGAGAAGUUAAUCCAGGAACAACAUGUUCCAGUUACAGAUUGACAUCGAUUCUGUUGGAAGGAUCAGCAUUGGAUGAACAGUAUAUUCCUGUCCAUGGAUUGAGAAUUACUUUGGAUAUGGAUAAGAAGGGUUUCCAUGAUUCUUUGUCCAUCAAAACAAUGGGAUAUUUCCAAUUGAAGACACAACCAGGUAUCUGGGAAAUAUCUCUUGGAGAAGGACCAUCGAGAACUGUUUAUAACAUCAGUUCUCGCAACCAAUUCUCUAUUUCUAGUUUCGUUCCUCCGUGGAUGACAAUGAGAGUUAAUCACAAUGAUGGAAUGAGUAGAUAUACUAUUUACGAACUUCCUAAGAACUUGAAAUUGUCAAUGUCAAAUGAUACAGAAACAGUGAAUGUUUUCGCAGUUGUUUCUGGUUAUUUGUAUGAACAUUUAGUCAAAAUCAUGAUGAUUUCUGCAAUUAAAAACACAAAGAAUCCAAUACAUUUCUGGUUCUUGAAGAACUUCAUUUCUUCGCAGUUUAUGAACGAUUUACCGAAAUUUGCGAAGAAAUACAACUUCAAGUACAGUUUUGUUGAAUACAACUGGCCAAGUUUCGUUGUCCAUCAAAGCGAAAGACAAAGAAUCAUUUGGGGAAAUAAAAUUUUGUUCUUCGAUGCUUUGUUCCCUAUGAACAUUUCUCGAAUGAUUUAUAUCGAUGCCGAUGCAGUUGUAAGAGGAGAUUUAAGUGAACUAAUGAAGAUAGACUUGAAAGGAUGUCCUUAUGGAUUUGUUCCUAUGGGAAUGAGUCGAAAAGAAAUGAAGAAAUAUCAUUUCUGGACAACAGGAUAUUGGAAGAACCACUUGAGAGGCAAGAAAUACCAUAUUUCUGCUAUGUUUGUUGUUGAUUUGGACAGGUUCAGAAGAAUGGGAGGUGGUGAUAAACUGAGAAAACACUACUCACAAAUUGUAGGAAAUACAAAAUCUUUGGCAAACUUGGAUCAAGAUUUGCCAAAUGAUGCUCAAGAUGAAGUUCCUAUAAUGAGUUUGCCAAAGAAAUAUUUGUGGUGCUGCACUUGGUGCUCUGAGAAAGAAAAGGAUAAGGCAAUAAUCAUCGAUUUGGCAAAUAAUCCAAAGACAAAAAUGUCAAAAGUUGACAUGGCCAAGAAGUUCAUCGAAGAAUGGCCACUUUUGGAUGAUGAAGUCAAACAUAUCGAUGACCCUGAUUAUUUCUGUUCUUAUGAUUUGAAGAAAAUAAGACAAGAACAUACAGAAAAGGUACAAAAAGCUAUAGCAGAAGUACGUGCGAAAAAGCUUGCUGCUCAGCAAGAAAAGAAGAAGAAAGCUGGCGUAGAAGAUGAUGAUGAAUUGUAA
Trichomonas vaginalis G3 is the source of this 4137-nucleotide messenger RNA. Its product is annotated as UDP-glucose:glycoprotein glucosyltransferase family. The transcript has a single exon. Gene Ontology annotation, cellular component: endoplasmic reticulum. Lineage: Eukaryota; Parabasalia; Trichomonadida; Trichomonadidae. Gene Ontology annotation, molecular function: UDP-glucose:glycoprotein glucosyltransferase activity. The record is from RefSeq and is a predicted model, not a curated record. The coding region runs from base 1 to 4137 and encodes 1378 amino acids.